This is a messenger RNA of Urocitellus parryii (Arctic ground squirrel), 1741 nucleotides long. It is a transcript of the gene Gabrg3, whose product is annotated as gamma-aminobutyric acid type A receptor subunit gamma3. Gene Ontology annotation, molecular function: GABA-A receptor activity; extracellular ligand-gated monoatomic ion channel activity. Gene Ontology annotation, biological process: chloride transport; gamma-aminobutyric acid signaling pathway; monoatomic ion transmembrane transport. Lineage: Eukaryota; Metazoa; Chordata; Mammalia; Rodentia; Sciuridae. The record is from RefSeq and is a predicted model, not a curated record. Gene Ontology annotation, cellular component: membrane.
GACACCAUGGCCCCGAAGAUGAUCCUCCUCCUCUGCUUGUUCUCGGGCUUGCAUGCACGGUCCAGAAAGGUGGAAGAGGAUGAAUAUGAAGAUUCUUCAUCAAACCAAAAGUGGGUCUUGGCUCCAAAAUCCCAAGACACUGAUGUAACUCUUAUUCUUAACAAAUUGCUAAGAGAAUAUGAUAAAAAGCUGAGGCCGGAUAUUGGAAUAAAACCGACCGUAAUUGAUGUUGACAUUUAUGUUAACAGCAUUGGUCCUGUGUCAUCAAUAAACAUGGAAUACCAAAUUGAUAUAUUUUUUGCUCAGACCUGGACAGACAGUCGUCUUCGAUUCAACAGCACAAUGAAAAUACUCACACUUAACAGCAACAUGGUUGGGUUGAUAUGGAUCCCUGACACAAUCUUCCGAAAUUCUAAAACGGCAGAGGCUCACUGGAUCACAACUCCCAAUCAACUCCUCAGAAUUUGGAAUGAUGGGAAAAUCCUUUACACUUUAAGGCUCACCAUCAAUGCAGAGUGCCAGCUGCAGCUGCAUAACUUCCCCAUGGAUGAGCACUCCUGCCCUCUGAUCUUCUCCAGCUAUGGCUACCCAAAAGAAGAAAUGAUUUAUAGAUGGAGAAAAAAUUCAGUUGAGGCAGCUGACCAGAAAUCAUGGCGGCUUUAUCAGUUUGACUUCAUGGGCCUCAGAAACACCACRGAAAUCGUGACAACUUCUGCAGGGGAUUAUGUUGUCAUGACUAUAUAUUUUGAAUUGAGCAGAAGAAUGGGAUACUUUACUAUUCAGACAUACAUUCCCUGUAUACUGACUGUGGUUUUAUCCUGGGUGUCAUUUUGGAUUAAAAAAGAUGCUACACCAGCAAGAACAGCAUUAGGCAUCACCACUGUGCUCACCAUGACCACGCUCAGCACCAUAGCCAGGAAGUCCCUGCCACGAGUGUCCUAUGUGACAGCCAUGGACCUCUUUGUGACCGUGUGCUUCCUGUUCGUUUUUGCUGCUCUGAUGGAAUAUGCCACCCUCAAUUACUAUUCAAGCUGUAGAAAACCAACUGUCACGAAGAAGAAAACAUCGUUAUUACACCCAGAUUCCUCAAGAUGGAUUCCUGAGCGUAUAAGCUUACAAACACCCUCUAACUAUUCUCUCCUGGAUAUGAGGCCACCUCCGCCUGCUAUGAUCACUUUAAACAAUUCGGUGUAUUGGCAGGAAUUUGAAGAUACCUGUGUCUAUGAGUGUCUGGAUGGCAAAGACUGUCAGAGCUUCUUCUGCUGCUAUGAAGAAUGUAAAUCAGGAUCAUGGAGGAAAGGGCGGAUCCACAUAGACAUCUCGGAGCUGGACUCGUACUCCCGGGUCUUUUUCCCCACGUCGUUCCUGCUCUUUAACCUGGUCUAUUGGGUUGGAUACCUGUAUCUUUAAGUGCUGCCCUUAGUGAUCAGUGAGGAGCACUUGGUUCACAUCCUUCACCUUCCAUCACCCCAGACUAGUAGUGACCAGUUGAGAAUAGCAAGGAAGGUCACUGCUCACUUUAUCUUUAAGUUAUGAAUUACCUUUCAGCAGCACAGGAAGUAUCUGGCAAAUAUUCCUAAUAUGUACACAUAUACACAUUAAUUUAAUUUUUGAGUGAUAUUCUUACUAAUCCCUUACUGCAUCUGUAGCUUGGUGAUAUUUAUGAAUGGUUUUGGAUAUUGGAAGCAGCUGCCUAUUACCCUUGCAAAGAAAUCUGUAAAACACAGAAGCAAAUGUCUGA